AUGAGUGCAAUCUUGCAGAUGACAGCAUUUGGUCUCGCUCUCCUCUCAGCCCUAUUCCUCCUCCUUGCCACAUGCACCGACUGCUGGAUGGUGAAUGCUGAUGACAGCCUGGAGGUGAGUCACAAAUGCAGGGGGCUUUGGAGAGAAUGUGUCACCAACAUGCAGGAUGGGGUGAGGACCUGUGACCAGUAUGACUCCAUUUUGGCAGACCAUCCAGUGAAGAUCGUGGUGACGCGGACGCUGCUGAUCACGGCGGACCUCCUGGUGGGCCUGGCUUUGGCUACUUUGCUCCUUGGGCUCGACUGCAUCAAGUUCCUCAAGGAAGAACCUCGUGUCAAACUGAAGAUGUGCUACGGGGCUGGUGCCAUCCUCGGCACUGCGAGUAUCCUGGGUCUCGUGGGCUCCGUGUGGUAUGCAGUGGAUGUCUACGUGGAGAGGGCCAUGCUGGUGUCCCAUAACCUCUUCCUGGGGGUCCACUAUGACUUCGGGUGGUCCUGCUGGCUGGGGAUGGCUGGCUCAACGGGCUGCUUUGUGGCAUCCGUCCUGCUCACCUGCUGCCUCCAUGCCCACACAGCCCCCAGCCAUCCUCAGGGACCUCAGCGCCGUGUUGUCACCACCAAGAUGUACACCAUGAACUCCCGUGUGUGA
Tympanuchus pallidicinctus (lesser prairie-chicken) is the source of this 648-nucleotide messenger RNA. Its product is annotated as claudin-16-like. The transcript has 5 exons. Gene Ontology annotation, biological process: bicellular tight junction assembly; cell adhesion. Lineage: Eukaryota; Metazoa; Chordata; Aves; Galliformes; Phasianidae. Gene Ontology annotation, cellular component: bicellular tight junction; plasma membrane. The record is from RefSeq and is a predicted model, not a curated record. Bases 1 to 648 code for a protein of 215 amino acids. Gene Ontology annotation, molecular function: structural molecule activity.